Patella vulgata (common limpet) is the source of this 4523-nucleotide messenger RNA. RefSeq names its product signal recognition particle subunit SRP54. The record is from RefSeq and is a predicted model, not a curated record. Lineage: Eukaryota; Metazoa; Mollusca; Gastropoda; Patellidae. Gene Ontology annotation, cellular component: cytosol; signal recognition particle, endoplasmic reticulum targeting. The transcript is spliced from 16 exons. The coding region runs from base 196 to 1707 and encodes 503 amino acids. Gene Ontology annotation, biological process: SRP-dependent cotranslational protein targeting to membrane, translocation; SRP-dependent cotranslational protein targeting to membrane. Gene Ontology annotation, molecular function: GTP binding; GTPase activity; endoplasmic reticulum signal sequence receptor activity.
UAAUAUACGUGAAAAAGGUUCGUUACGCAUGGAUAUUUAUAGGAUAGGUGCAUAAUACUUGUGGUUGGGCUGCACGAUCACCGCCGUAAACGUGUUUACAAUUAUUACAGAUUGGACAUAUGUGAAGAUAUUUUUUUAUGACAUAACAGAAUUAGAAUAUAAUUUGAAGAUUCAACAAGACAACAAACAGUCAAGAUGGUUUUAGCUGAUUUAGGAAGAAAGAUUACUUCAGCCUUGAAGUCGCUGAGUAAUGCUACUAUUAUUAAUGAAGAGGUUUUAAAUGAUAUGUUAAAAGAGAUCUGUAAAGCCUUGUUAGAAGCUGAUGUAAAUAUUAGACUAGUCAAAGCGCUCAGAGAAAAUGUCAGGUCUGUUAUAGAUUUUGAUGAAAUGGCUGGAGGUUUAAAUAAACGAAGAAUGAUACAAUCUGCUGUUUAUAAAGAAUUAGUCAAGUUGAUUGAUCCAGGUGUGAAGGCAUGGCAACCAUCAAAAGGAAAGAGUAAUGUUAUUAUGUUUGUAGGGUUACAAGGCAGUGGUAAAACUACCACCUGUACUAAGUUAGCUUAUUAUUACCAGAAGAAAGGCUGGAAGACAUGUUUGAUUUGUGCUGAUACUUUCCGUGCUGGAGCCUUCGAUCAGCUGAAACAAAAUGCAACCAAAGCAAGAAUUCCCUUUUAUGGAAGUUAUUCCGAGUCCGAUCCUGUUGUGAUUGCUCAAGAAGGUGUUGAUAAAUUUAAAGAUGAGAAUUUUGAGAUAGUGAUUGUUGAUACGAGUGGUCGACACAAACAAGAAGAUUCUUUAUUUGAAGAAAUGUUACAAGUUCAUCAGGCUGUUAACCCAGAUAAUGUUGUGUUUGUUAUGGAUGCCUCUAUUGGUCAAGCUUGUGAAGCUCAGGCUCGAGCUUUUAAAGAUAAAGUUGAUGUAGCGUCUGUUAUUAUAACUAAAUUAGACAGUCACGCCAAGGGUGGUGGAGCUCUCAGUGCUGUUGCUGCUACAAAGAGUCCCGUAAUAUUUAUUGGAACAGGAGAACAUAUAGAUGAUUUUGAACCGUUUAAAGUUCAACCAUUUGUUAGUAAAUUAUUGGGUAUGGGAGAUAUUGAAGGAUUGAUUGAUAAAGUUAAUGAAUUAAAAUUAGAUGAUAAUGAGGAAUUAAUGAAGAAGUUAAAACAAGGUCAGUUCACUUUACGAGACAUGUACGAACAGUUUCAGAAUAUUAUGAAGAUGGGGCCCUUCAGUCAAAUCAUGGGUAUGAUCCCGGGAUUUAGUCCUGAUUUUAUGUCAAAAGGUACAGAACAAGAAUCAAUGGCUAGAUUGAAGAAACUGAUGACGAUGAUGGAUAGCAUGAACGAUGCAGAAUUAGACAGUAUAGAAGGAGAGAAGUUGUUUUCCCGUCAACCGAAUCGUGUACAGAGAGUCGCUAGAGGUUCAGGUGUAUCUAUAAAAGAAGUCAAUGAUUUGUUGAGUCAGUAUAAAAAAUUCGCUCAGAUGGUGAAGAAGAUGGGAGGAAUAAAAGGCUUAUUUAAAGGAGGAAAAGGUGGAGAUAUUAGUAAAAAUGUUAAUCCAGCUCAGAUGGCGAAACUCAAUCAACAAAUGGCCAAGGUCAUGGAUCCUCGAGUUCUUCAACAAAUGGGUGGUAUGCAAGGUCUACAGAAUAUGAUGAGACAAUUUCAACAGGGUGCUGCAGGAAAGAUGGGCAAUAUGUUUAACUGAUGACGUAUCAGUACUAUAGUUAAUAUCAUCAUCGCGUUAACAUCAUCAUCGUUACUAGUCAUGUGGGAUUAAUAAGUAACCAAUCACUGACAAUACUAUUACAGUGUCUCCAGUCCCUUUCAUUCUGUCACGUACAAACAAAUUUGGCUUUAUGUUGUUUUUAUGGACAAUUUUAAUGCAUGUCACAAACAGUUAAAAAAAAUUGUCUGUCAUGUCUUGCCACAUGGCUGGAUGAAUUUGAAUUUGUUAUUUUCAGUUUCAAGCCGGUUAAGAUACGAUUUGGACAUUUUGAUUACUAACCUAGUGGCUUAAGACUGGGCUUUUGAAAAGUUGCUACUUGAUAAUCGAGUACCGUGGACCUAGACAUCAGCACUCAAACUGAUAAACAUUACAGCUGGGGAAUUGAUGGCUUGUGUUGCGGGCACUACAGCGUUGCUUUCUUGGUUUAUCGCCUCGUCUUGCGAGCAGUGUUUGUCUGUUCUUGUCGUGUUCAGGGGAUUAUGGGUAAAUAUCACACAUGACUAGUUACGAUAUCUAUUGUUAAUAUGGAAAUCAUCUUGGUAUAUAAAUAGUUGAUGGUUACCACGGCAACCAGUAAUAUACAUUUAUUUUGGUAUUUAAGAUGAAAAAUGUAUGGAAAUAUUUAGUACAGAUUGUUUAACUGAAUGCGAAUAACACAAGUUCAAAAUUUAUUUCUGGUGAUGUUUCAAUGAGGGUCAAUUUGAUUAAAACACAGAUCUUAUUUCGUUUCGUUUUUUAUAGUUCAAAAUUUUGUUUUACUUGUCUUUACUACACUAGGAUCUGGAAGAGUUGUUAUAUAAGCCGCGUUGUGUAUGGUGUGAGGGAUUAGCCAAUGAAAUGGUCUGUUACGGCGAGUGUUUGGCAUGAGGUGCACAGAACUUUAGGAAAACAACUAGAAACGUCAACACUGAUUGAUUAAUCAAAUGUCUGAUGUCAUAGGAUCGAAAGCCGCUCGUGUGGCACGUGACGCGACCUUUCACUAAAACUGGUCAGAUCUUCAUGUAGUGGAGGCCAUUGAAAUAAUUCAGAAAACGAAAUGAAAUAUAGAUCCGUAUUUUAAUCAUUCUUUGCUUGAUAAAGACGGGAGAAACCAUGUCGUAACGUCGCCAGAAAUAAACGUUUUAAGUAACUUGUAUUCAUUGUGUUAUUAUCAGUUUAAAACAACUAUCAAAAUUUCUUUUCCAGACUUUCUGUUUCUCGAAAUAUUAGUUUCGAAUUUUAAGGACAGAAAGAAAGAAACCUAAAACUUGUAACUGUUAAAAAAAAAUUCCCAAUUCUCUGAUUUUUAGUUCUGGCCAUCGUUUGUCGGCUAUUUCAUCUUUUAUAUCCUCAGGUUUUCGGAGCACUUUCACAAACCAGUUUUCAACAGCAUGUAGAUUCUAUCUGUUCAAAGAUCACCCCAUUAUUACGAGUCAGUCAAAUAUAUCUGACUGUAUUUUAAAACAAUUAUCAAAUCUAUCUACUUGGUAUUUUAGCUCCUUUACUAAGAUCAAUAUAUGACAGUCCCAAAACUUGUCUUUAUGGCAGGAUCUCACUGUGAAAGUGCACUGAAAACCCAUGCCCCAUGCAGAUAAGACAAUAACAUAAAUAUAUGACGUUAAUAACUAUAUUAUUGUUGUUUUUGAAAAACGGUGAUUUUCAGAGUAAUCGUGAAGAGUGAUAGAGCGUUCAGUGUGAAUGAUUCCUAAGAAAAAUGUUAAUUUUUUUAUUGUUUCUAAUUAUUUAAUAUUCAGACUAAAGUCAAUCUUUAUUGUAUGUAGAAUCCAUUUGGGUUUUUUUUUAUUGUAUGUAGAAGCCAUUUAUUUUUUAGCGUAUUCAAAGUUAACUACUGUUCAGAAAAAAUUUCAGUGUUUGGGAGUCAAAAGUUUAUAUCCGGCAUAUUUUAAAAAAUAAUAUUCUUAUGCACCUUUUUGUCUAGUUCCCAUAAUUCUAAGCCAAUAAAAAGGGGUUUUAUAGAUAUUUUUUCAAAAUGUUUUACAUCGAUUGAUUUGAUUCCCAAAAAUAUUAAGAGCGAAAAAUGGCUCUCCUGAACAAUUUUGUAAAUGUCAGAUAUAACCCUUUAAAUUUUCAAACAUUGGAUACAAUUAAUUUAAAACCCUUUAAAUCAGCAGUAACGAUAUGAUAUACUAGCAUGUUGUUUUUGUUAUUACUGAAAGAAAAAAAAAUUACAGAGAAAAAUGAAUGGUAAAAUAUAUUAAGAGUAUAAAAUUUUGAACAAGUUGGAUCUAAUUGUUGUGUUUUUAUGUUUAACAAAUACUGAGUAUCUGUACUUCACUCGACUUCAUGUUUGUAAUCUUGUUUAACAGAGUAUCUGUACUUCCCUGUUUGUAAUCAUGUUUAACAAAUACUGAGUAUCUGUACCUUCCCUGUUUGUAAUCAUGUUGAAAGAAAGCUGGUGAUGGCUUUCAUUACAUGUAUCUGAUAAUCUUUGUUUUAUGUAUGGUUAUUCCACAGGGACUUGUACUAAUUGAAGGGUUCUUGUUAUACCACAGGGACUAAUUGAAGGGUUAAUAUUGUUGCCAGAUUUUUCAUCCGGGGUUAAUGCAUGUAAAUUUAUUAAUUUGUAUGUGUUCUCAAAGCGUUUAUUUACCAGUGAAAACAAGAAACACUGUUUAUUUCAAAUUUAUGAAUAGCAUCAUACUCUUCAGACCUGGCAUUGUUCUAUUAACAGGCGUUUCUCAAACAGGUAUCCUGUAUACAGGUAUUUAUUAAUCAGUCGAUUGUGUCAAGUCCCUGUGGGUUGAUAUUUGUUGAUGUAUAAAUAGAUCAUUUGUAAAUAAAAGUAAAUUAAAAUC